This is a messenger RNA of Phialemonium atrogriseum, 1254 nucleotides long. RefSeq names its product putative candidapepsin precursor protein. Lineage: Eukaryota; Fungi; Ascomycota; Sordariomycetes; Cephalothecales; Cephalothecaceae. The transcript has 6 exons. Gene Ontology annotation, biological process: proteolysis. The annotation marks the transcript as partial. Gene Ontology annotation, molecular function: aspartic-type endopeptidase activity. The record is from RefSeq and is a predicted model, not a curated record.
AUGUCGUCCACUCUCUCUUUGGCCCUCCUGGCCGCCCUUCCGGCACUCGCCGCCGCUGCUGGUGGCAGUGUCGGAGACGGCUUCAUCCGCCAUGCCGUCACCGCCAAGCUGCCCGAGUCGUCAAACGACUGGAUCUCAAAGAGGCAGAAUGGUGUGCAUCUUACCGACCAGCGCGGCGGCACCCUCUACACCAUCACCCUGGGAAUCGGCACCCCCGCACAGGAUGUCUCGGUGAUUAUCGACACGGGUUCUUCCGAGCUCUGGGUUAACCCGAAUUGCGGUAAUGACGACAACACGGCCUUCUGCGAGACUCUGCCGCAGUUUGACACCAGUUCUAGCAGCUCUCUCGUCGACCUCGGCGUCCAGGGUCAGAUCGGCUACGGGAAGGGCUUUGUCGAUUUCGAGUACGUCGCCGACUUUGUGACCGUCGGAUCUGCGAGGAUCCAGCAACAGAUAUUCGGCGUGGCCACCGACAGCAGUGACAUCCCGGCAGGCAUUAUGGGUCUCGCCCCGGCUCUGUCGUCGCUUGACCCGGAUUAUCCCUAUAUUCUCGACAGCUUGAAGCAGCAGGGCUUCAUCAACAGCCGCGCCUUCACUCUCGACCUACGGAGCAUUGACUCGCCUGAUGAUGGUUCCGUCAUCUUCGGCGGUAUCGACACCAAGAAGUACAUCGGUGCCCUCGAGAAGCUCCCGAUUAUUGACCUGACCGAGACUCUGGGAAACCGAUACUGGAUUGGCUUGGACUCGGUUGGCGUCACCCUGCCUGACGGUACCGAGCAGACCUUCUUUGACGGUCCCGGCUUCCCCGUCUUCCUCGACAGCGGUGGCACCCUGAGCCGCCUGCCCACCCCCCUCUACAACGCCAUCGGCUCCUCGUUCCCUGGCGUCCAAUUCGAUGCCGGGUCUGGAUUCUACGUCGUCGACUGCUCCCUCACCGAGGGCGACGGAUCCGUCGACUUUGGCUUUGGCAACAAGAUCAUCCGUGUCGCUUACAAGGAUUUCAUCUGGCACAUCCCCGAGAGCGAGUUCUGUGUUGUUGGCCUGCUGGCCGAUGACGAGUCCCCUGUUCUCGGCGACUCAUUCCUCCGUGCCGCCUACGUUGUCUACGACCAGGACAACUACAACCUCCACCUCGCCCAGGCCGACAACUGCGGUGAGAACCUUGUGGCUAUCGGCUCCGGCCCCGACGCUGUUCCGUCCCUCACCGGCGACUGCACUGGUCCUUCCGAGACUGGCGGUCCCACCGAGACCGGC